This is a messenger RNA of Punctularia strigosozonata HHB-11173 SS5, 1377 nucleotides long. Its product is annotated as WD40 repeat-like protein. The annotation marks the transcript as partial. Lineage: Eukaryota; Fungi; Basidiomycota; Agaricomycetes; Corticiales; Punctulariaceae. Gene Ontology annotation, cellular component: Set1C/COMPASS complex. The transcript is spliced from 7 exons. The record is from RefSeq and is a predicted model, not a curated record. Gene Ontology annotation, molecular function: protein binding.
GAUCCUUUCAACAUCUCGUACCCAAGUGCUGUGCAAAACUCGCUCGGGGCUGGGGCCAUCUUCUCUCGUUAUGACACCUCCGGUCGCUUUAUCGUCGCAGGCCGGAACGACGGAUCAGCGGCUGUCUGGGAUCUGGACACAAGGUCGCCCAUACGAUGGCUAGAAGGUCAUGUCAAGGGAGUCACGCAUGCAGAUUGGUCGAGGAACUCCAGGUACCUCUUGACGACCUCGAAAGAUUGGAACGUAGUGGUGUGGGACCUCGCGGCCGAUUUUGACCCGCCUCAGCGGCAUACUACCGUGCGCUUCGAUGCGCCAGUUCUUCAAGCUUAUUUUCACCCCAGAAAUAGGCGAGCAUAUGAAUUGCUAGCCGCAAAGGUGAUUGGCAGCUCAUGUUCUUGUUUCAGCAAAAUCAUGGUGGUCCUCCUCACAUCAGGCGACGCGUAUCUCGUCGACUUACGAGAUGGACACAGCGGUCGGACAGAGCUUCUGGAGGUACAGGAUGAAGUGGAUGAAGAGGCCGACGGGCAUCGACACCAUAUCGCUGCUAUGACGGCAGUCCGUUUCGACCCUUCUGGUAAGCAUAUAUUCGUCGGGACAUCCAACGGUUCCAUUAUAGUGUUCAAUACUCGGACAAAGACGAUGGUAGGCCGACAUCGAUCAUCAGGGGGUAAUGGCUAUAUCAAAGGCAUUGAAUUUGUACGUUCUGGACGACGAAUGGUCACGAACUCGUCAGAUCGGACAAUCCGGCAGUUCAAUGUCCCUACAUACCCUACGCCAAGCGCCGAGGAGGCUCUAUAUCUCGAACAAGAGCUGGAACCGACGCACAGAUUCAAUGAUCCUAUCAACCGAACGGCUUGGCACGCCGUGGCCUAUUCCCCGGACGGGGAAUGGCUGGCAGGUGGCGCGGCCGACCCAGCUAAUCACAAAAUUUACAUCUGGGACAUCUCGAACGAUGGCCAGUUUGCUGCGACGCUUGACGGCGGCAGGGAACCACUAACAUAUAUUCAUUGGCAUCCGUCGAAAAGCGCCAUCGCGUCGACGACUAAUCAAGGCACUAUUCUCAUCUGGCAUUGUCCGACGCCGGAGCGAUGGGGCGCAUUCGCUGGCGGAUUCGAAGAAGUGGACGAGAACGUCGAGUACGAGGAGAGGGAAGACGAAUUUGAUAUCGAGGAUGAAGCAGAAAUAGCGCGACGAAAACAGAUAGCGGAAGAGUUCGAGGUCGACAUCGACGGCAUGAAUGAAGAGCAAGUACAAGAGCAUACGGUAUUGGAUGGCGAUAACGAGGAGGAUUCUGCAUGGGCAGAGGAAGAUGCAGACGAUGACGUCCGAGGAUGGAAAAUGAAGACCGUGAUGGAGGAAGAAACCGACUUUGUAUAG